GAAAAAAAAGAAAAAUAAAAGUAAUCAAUGAAAAAGAAUGAAUAUUAAUAUUGGUUAAUUGUUUCCUAAACAAAUGCAGAAUAUACCAAAUUUUGAAUUGAAGAAGGGAUCAUUUAAACACAAACAAUUCCCUGUUCCCUUCUACAUAUCAGAAGGCAGAUAAUAGAGCCCACUACAUUAUAGGUGCAAAGUUAUUUUCCAACUUAAUAUAAACAGUGUGUGGGUGUGGUAUUUAUGUCCCCUAUUUCAUAGUUUUUUGUUAAAUUUCAAUAUUUCUAUUCACUUGAUUUGGUAUAAUAUGGAAUUUAACAUCAAAAUUGAAGAAAAAAUUAUUGAACAUGACCAAAGAUAUAUACAUCCACAGCUAUCCACAUCAACUGAUUUUGUAGACUUGAAUAAUGAACCAGAAGGAAAUAAGUCAGCAAUGGAACUACAACUCAAAAUUAAGGAAGAAUUUGUUGAAGGUAGCCACAGUUAUAUAGAGAGUCAGCUAUUUACAUCUUUAGAUCAUAAAGAGAUGACUAAUGAACCAGAAGAAGGUAGCUCAGCUGUGAAAGUAAAAGUUGAAACUAAGGAAGAGUUUGCUGAAGAUGACCAAGAAUGUAAAGAAACUCAGCUGAUUACAUCCCUAGAUCUCAAAGAUCUGAAUAAUGAACAAUGUGAAGAUAACUUAAACUUAGGUCUUCAUUACAAGAAGAACCAAAUGGAAAUAAUGAAACUUUUACCUGAAGAUUCAUUUAGCAUAAACCAGAAAAGUCUGAACUCCGAAGAAGUGACAAUAAAUAAUUAUAUUUGUUCUAAAGAUUUUAAUUACAAAAAUAAUUUAAACGAACGUAUGAACAUCGAAACUGGAGAAGGAUGGGAGAUGAACAAAUGUGAAAUUUGUUUUAAGCAGUUUACUACAACAGGUUAUUUGAAAGCGCAUUUGAGAAUACAUACUGGAGACAAGCGUCACAAGUGUGAAAUAUGUUUGAAGCAGUUUUUUCGAGCAGAUGUUUUGAAAAAUCAUUUGAGAGUGCACACUGGGGAAACCCCUUACAAGUGUGAAAUUUGUUUCAAGCGAUUUAAUCAAAAAAGUACUUUGAAAACUCAUUUGAGGGUACACUCUGGAGAAAAACCUCACGAGUGUCAAAUUUGUUUUAAGCUGUUUACUACAACAGGUUAUUUGAAUGCUCAUUUGAGAAUACAUACUGGAGACAAACGUCACAAGUGUGAAAUUUGUUUUAAACAGUUUUCUCAACAAAAUAAUUUGAAACGACAUAUGAGAGUGCACACUGGGGAAAAACCUUACCAGUGUGAAAUCUGUUUAAAGCAAUUUACUGAAGCUUGGAGUUUGAAAGAACACUUGAGGCUGCACACUGAAGAAACGCCUUACAAGUGUGAAAUUUGUUUGAAGCAGUUUUCUCAGAACAGUAGUUUGAAAACUCAUUUGAGAAUACAUACUGAAGAAGCUUAUGAGUGUGAAAUUUGUUUUAAGCAGUUUAGUAGCUCUAGCAGUUUGAAACAGCAUUUGAGCGUGCAUACUGGAGAAAAGCAUCACAAGUGUGAAAUUUGUUUUAGGCAGUUUUCUCAGCAAAAUAAUUUAAAACGACAUAUGAGAGUGCACACUAGGGAAAAACCUUACCAGUGUGAAAUUUGUUUUAAGCAGUUUACUGAAGCUUGGAGUUUGAAAGAACAUUGGAGGCUGCACACUGGGGAAAGGCCUUAUAAGUGUGAAAUUUGUUUUAAAUCAUUCACUCGAGCAUCCGAAUUAAAAAAUCAUAUGAGAGUGCACACCGGAGAAAAGUACACAUGUGAAAUUUGUUUAGAGCAGUUUAGUGCCUCAAGCAGUUUGAAAGAGCAUUCGAACGUGCAUACUGGAGAAAAACUUCACAAGUGUGAAAUUUGUUUUGAGAAAUUUUCUCAGAAACCUAAUUUAAAACGACAUAUGAGAGUGCACACUGGGGAAAAGCAUCACAAGUGUGAGAUUUGUUUUAAGCCGUUUUCUCAGCAAAGUAAUUUAAAACGACAUAUGAGACUGCACACUGGGGAAAAACCUUACCAGUGUGAAAUUUGUUUCAAAUCAUAUACUGAAGCAUCCGUAUUAAAAAUUCAUUUGAGAGUGCACACUAGAGAAACGCCUUACAAAUGUGAAAUUUGUCUUAAGCAGUUUGCUAAGAAAGCUGGUUUGAAUUAUCACAUGAACAUUCAUACGGGACAAAAACCUUACAAGUGUGAAAUUUGUUUUAAACAGUUUUCUCAGCAAAAUAAUUUGAAACGACAUAUGAGAGUGCAUACUGGGGAAAAACCUUACCAGUGUGAAAUUUGUUUCAAAUCGUAUACUCAAGCAUCUGUUUUGAAAACUCAUUGGAGAGUGCACACUGCAGAAACGCCUUAAGGUACCUACGUAUACAUAUGCGCGCAGCAUGUUUGUUAUGGUUCCUCUACAUAAUCGGCGAUUGCGAUUACAAUCGUGCUGGCGCUUGAUUGUGUAGAGGGCAUACUCGGCCCAUGAUCGUCCAUGACUGUAGACGACCCGUGAUUUUGCGGUUUUUUGGAGGCGCUUCAAAGGGAAUCGUCGAGUAAUAAAUAAUAAGUUAAUGGGUAAUAAGUAAUAAGUUGUUUUAGUUGCGUUGACAUUCCCACACGAUUGCUGAUCAUUCAUUUCCCGUCCAAAAAGAUUGUGCUUGGGUUAAAAAAGGUGUUAUCUUCUAGUUAGUCAUACUAAAAAGUUUCUGCAAGCUUCUACAACUAUCCCCAGUAUUCAAAAACCUCAAUGUGAUGGCAAGUCGUAUGUUAACUAGUAUGGACUUUAUGAACAUUUGUUAUGGGAUAAUAAAUGUUGCGGUUCUCAAAAAUAUGAAAAAGGAAAUCAUGAAUACGAUUAAGAUAAAAAAGUUACAGUAUCUCGGCCACGUUAUGAGAGCAGUUAUGUGAUGCUACAAACCAUAAUGCAGGGAAAACGAAGUAUUGGAAGAAGACGCAUCUGCUGGCUCAACAAUCUGAGAAAGUGAUAUAAUUGCAGUUCCGUCGACUUAACUUCCGUUCACUUUUCUAAAGUGAAAAGAACUGUGGUGAUUACAAACCUCCUUAGAGACGGUACCUAAAGAAGAAGGACUUUAUGAAAGUAGUGUCUUAUUUUGCUACUAAUGGGAAUAUUUUUCGUAUCAAAUAAUUGAAAUCACUCGGUGACAUACGUAUAAAGUUUUAGAAUUCUCCAGAAGGUCCAGCCCAUAAUCCAGCAAACAGAUUCUCCAUAAUUUCUAUGGAAAAAAAGUAUAUCUAAAUGCAAAGCGAUGAAUGGCAAAUAGAUGUUUAUCGAAUUGCGAAGGUUGAUGCAUCCAAACUCAUUUGAUUGAUCUCGAACAAGCCUGACUUAAAGGUAGUUGUAUAAUAUUUGUGGCUACUUUGUUCUAUUACGAUAAAUAGUUCUUAUAGAUCUUCUUUUCCUCCAUUUUUUUUCACAACUUUUCGUUGGGCCACAUUGACAUAGUCUGAUAGAUAGAUAGCCACUGAUCAUAGACACUCAUAUGAUCAGCCAUCAUCGAGGAUAGUGAAGAGCAGGCAUUAGAUUAGUACGUGUUUUCAUCACGAUCCAAUUUUUUUCGGUUUUUCAACGAAUCCUUUGAUAGUUCGCAAUACGUAUUUGAACGGGUUUGCGAAAGGUUUGUUGGUUUUGGCGCGCUUAAGUUGAAUAUUAUUUCUUAGUAAUGGAGUGGUCGAAAGGAAAUAUAUGUUAUCAAACUUAUUGAUGGUUAACGUGAGAAAUCCUUAAUGUGGGAUCUUCAAAAUAAGGACUAUUUUAAAUAACAACUUAAAACCGAUGUCUGAAUGGUUAUAGUUAAAGACCACAUGCAAUUAUUACAGUGAAGUUACCAUAGUGAUCUCAUAGUAAAUAACCAGAUCCACGGAAAAGUAAAAAAAAAGGUUUUUUUUUUAAACAAAAGACAAAUGUAAAUGUUAUUGAUUGUUAUGUGGAUGCCGAUUGGGCAGGUGAGCAUUUAGAUAGAAAAUCUACAACUGAUUAUGUAAGGUUUGUUCCAACACGACCGAGAACCGUCACGAAACGGUAACGAUCCUGCGCAGUAAACAAAAUCCGUUCCAACAAAAAUAUGAUCGUCAUCGGAUCGUCCUUCCCACUGUUCCAACAAGAAUUGUGAUCCUUCAGUGACGGUUUCAUGAUGAUCAUUUCAGUAAUCGGGCAAAUGCAUGUGCUGGUUGGACUGACUUGCAAAUUUUGAGCCUUUUUUCAAAUCGAAAGCUGUCAUCAACAAAAAUGAUGAUAGAUAAAUCAGUUAACAGUCAGAUAACCGUUCCAACAUCGGUUUCCAAAUUACCACUGGGCGAUACAAUUACGAACAUGCGCACAACAAACGGUACAAGUAGUUUCGUGACGGUUUCUGGACCGUCCAAAAGUUCAUGUUGGAACAAACCUGUAAUAAGGUUAUUUGGUAAUGUAAUUUAUUGGAAAUCAAGAAAGCAAAAGAGUGUAACAAAAUCCCAAUAGCACACGACGUACUCUGGACGUCCAACAUAGGUCCAUUUUUUGUCCUAACGUCCAUGGACUAUAAACGGACGUCCUUCGAGUGGAAUAAAUAUGAACGUUCCGAUGUGGACGAUAUUGGAAAUAAUUCAAUAAAAUAUUAACUUAAUUAUGUUAAUAAAAUAGUUUAAAUCGAAAACAUUCAAUCAUAUUUAAUUCAAAAUUGUAUAGUUUAAUAUCCAAAACAUGUUUUUGUUUUUAUGUAAAGUGUGAAAAUCUUAUUUGUAAAUUAUUUAUUACAAUGUUGUUUUAUUAUUCUAGCUACCAAGAUGAUAUAAGUUUGCUAAUUUAUAAUUAUAAUAAGCAAAAAUAUAAUUUUUUCAAUGUAUCCUUAGUGCAGACUAAUUUUGAACGCAUAUUUUUGAAGUUGAACAUACCUGCCCAAAAUAGGUCCAAUUUUAGUCCUAAUGCCGAUGGACUAUUAAUGGAUGUCUUUCGGACGUUCGACGUUGGACGUACUUCGGGUUGGCAUAAAUAUGAACGUCCUUUGGACGUCCGUGCUCGGCCGUCCAUCAUACUGGACGGACGUUAUCUGGACGUCCAUUAGUGGACAUAUUAAACUAAUUUACGGGAUGAACUAUUAGCAAAUAUUUCAAUAAAAUAUUAUUAACUUAUUUACGUUAAUAAAAUAAUUCAAAUCGAAAAGGUUAAAUCGUAUGGGUAAUUGAAACUUGUAUAGUUUAAUAUCGAAAACAUGUUUUUGUUUUUAUGUAAAGUGUGAAAAUCUUAUUUGCAGCUUAUUCGGUACAAUGUUUUAUUAUUCUAGUUACCAAGAUGAUAUAAGUUUGCUAAUUAAUAAUUCUAAUAAGCAAAAAUAUAAUUUCUUCAAUGUAUCCGUACUACAGACGGAUUUUGAACGCAUAUUUUUGAAGUUGAACAUACGUGCCCAAAAUAGGUUUAGUUUUAGUGCUCAUGUCUGUGGACUAUAUAUGGAUGUCCUUCGGACGCCCGACGUUGGCCGUACUUUGGGUGGAAUAAAUAUGAACGUCCGUACUGGACGAAAUACGGACGUUUUCUGGACGUCCCAAAAUCGCCCCUACUACUUGAUUUCUCUGUUCACAAAACUAUAACGAUAGGUGGUAGAUUUUCGAUUCACCGACCGAUAUCAGUUCGAAGUUGGAGAGUUGAUCUCUCAGUCGUUGUCAUCGUUAGGGCUCCCGCCUAGAGUUUUAUUCGUCAACCACUUACAGUGGGCGAUCAUAUUGUUAGAGCCACCUCAGAAAAUUUUACUUUUGUUUAAUAAUGGUAUGUAAGUUUUUUCUUUAUACGGUCCACGUUGCCUUUCAAACUUUAGAAAUGGAUGCUAUGUUUCUGUUGGAGUGAUUAGUAUUGAAUAUUACAGUUUUUAUUUCUUCUAUUUUUCUUGGUGAGAUGUCUUUGGAUUGCCCAUGAUAUUCCGGUACCACUAGUGCAACGAACGCGCAGUUUUUAAUAAAUUCACAAAAUAUAGUAUAGGACUGUCAGAAUAUCACUAGAGAGCAGUGGAAACUCACAAAGUUUAUUAGAACUCUAAACACCAAGAAUACAAAAUAAUAGGCACACGAGUUGCAAGCUAGGCUGGGCAGCACUGACAAACAAUGGCAUCUGAGUCACGCAUUGCCACACAUGCGUAUUGCCACUAUUGUCAGACUAUUUAUUGCACUGUCAUAAAGUGUAACAAGACAGCCAAAUGGAAACAAAUGCAUUAAUACAUGAUACAGCUCAAUUAUAUACCCUUCCUCUAAAACAUUGAAUUUUACUAGGUGGCUCUAAUAAUAUGAUCACUAGAGAGCGGAAUAUAUGCAAAGUGCAUAUAGAUGCAUAUAUUGCAUAUUUUCAGACAACAAACACAACAUUGCAUAUUUAAGCUAAACACGAUUUAUUUUGCAUAUUUUAAAAAUAAAUUAUAUAAAAGUUUAAAAUUUUCCUCUCUUAGUUGGAAUUUUAUAACUUCUAUAUGAACGAGCUCGUUAUUUAUCUAUCUAUCGCUCAUUAUUAUCUAUCUGGACUUUCCCAUUACUACCUGAAUUUAACAAUUAUGGGUGUUCCCAGAAAAAUAUUAUUUUAUUAGCGUAGCAAGUCGUAGGUACCUACCUGCUUUUAAGGGUCUAAUAUUUAUUUUGUCAGUUUCCGGCCAACAUUUGUUUAAAGUAAACGUUGUAUCGUAUUUAGUGUUUUUGAAGUGAUUGGUAUAUAUUAAAUUUAAAUAUGUCUACCAUUCAAAAAAGUGCUUCGAUAAAGUGUUUUCCCGAGUUAAAGCUAAGUGGAGACAAAUUAUUUUGCAAGGCCUGUUCCAAAAUCGUAAGUUACAUUCAUUUUCACAUUUCAUUUUUUAAAUGAGGAACUGACAAACAAAAGCAUCAUGUCCCACAAAAGAAAUUUUUCUGGAAAGAGUGUUUUUAUUCGACAAAUUCGCUUUUACUUCUAUAAAGACGGACAUAGAGAGAAGCAUCAAAAUACAAAAAUCCAUCAAAUUGUAGACAAUUCCGCUGACUAGAUCUAGUCGUAGAUCUUACGACUUGGCAAAUUAGUUUACUGCCUAAAUUAAAAUAUUGUCCUAUAACAUCAGUAGAUGUAGAACGAACUUUUUCUGUGUCCAAACACGUUUUUAGUGAUAGAAGGGAAAAGUUGCUAGUUGAAAAUUUUGAAAAAUAUUUGAUUAUAAAUUCAUACUAUAAUUUAGAUUCUUAAUUUAAUUAUAAUAUCAGUUUUUGUGUGUCAUUUCAUUUGUUUUUAUGUGAAAAAUAAAUAUGUAUUAAACAUAAAUGUAGGUUGAAUUUUUUAAACAUAAAUGUUUAUAUUUAAUAUAUUGUUUUAUUUUUGAGAAUUUUUAAUAUGCAUUUGCAUAUUUAGACAAAUUUAGAAAAAAUGCCUGCAUAUUUGUAGUAAAAGUAAUGCAUAUAUGCGCAUAUUUUGGUAAUGUUAUGUUGCAUAUAUUCCGCUCUCUAAUGAUCACCCACUGUAUUUUCAUAAUGUAAGAAAUUAUAUUAUAUACGAAUUAAAGUAUAAUAUACACUAAGCACCAAAAUUAACGCACCACCUUAAAAAUGGGACAUUUUUGAUGUCUUGUAUUUCUUAAACCUGUUGUCCGAUUUUCGUAAUUUUUUUAAUAUGUUAUAGCUUUAUUCUUCAAGAAUAUCGAUGUAAUAAUAUUGUUGCUAACAGUGGCGGCUCGUAUAACUUUAGGAAGGUAGUGCCAGAAUCCGGGCAGCUGCCUAAAUUUUUUGUGGCGGUUUUACGAUAUGGUCAAAAAGGAUAUAAAAUAUAAAUAAAAAAAAAAUAGGCGCAGAUAUUUUUAUCUUAUAUCUAUAUAUUUACUAUUUUUGGGAUGCCAAAAAAUGUACCAAAAUUUAUCAAAACAGUUCCGUAAAUUAAGUAAUUAGCAAUAAAAUAAAUUCAACUUACCACCAGUAUUU
This is a messenger RNA of Diabrotica virgifera virgifera (western corn rootworm), 7917 nucleotides long. RefSeq names its product zinc finger protein 501-like. Gene Ontology annotation, biological process: regulation of transcription by RNA polymerase II. The transcript is spliced from 5 exons. The record is from RefSeq and is a predicted model, not a curated record. The coding region runs from base 299 to 2377 and encodes 692 amino acids. Lineage: Eukaryota; Metazoa; Arthropoda; Insecta; Coleoptera; Chrysomelidae. Gene Ontology annotation, molecular function: RNA polymerase II cis-regulatory region sequence-specific DNA binding; DNA-binding transcription factor activity, RNA polymerase II-specific.